Messenger RNA from Lagopus leucura (white-tailed ptarmigan), 1540 nucleotides. RefSeq names its product chromosome unknown C10orf88 homolog (gene CUNH10orf88). NCBI's taxonomy places the organism in Eukaryota, Metazoa, Chordata, Aves, Galliformes, Phasianidae. The record is from RefSeq and is a predicted model, not a curated record. The transcript has 7 exons. Bases 1 to 1224 code for a protein of 407 amino acids.
AUGGCGAGCGGCGGCGCGCCCUGCCCUGCGCCUGCCCCGCCCGGCGUGACCGUGGGCUGCUCGUGGUCCUGCGCGCCACCGGGCGGCCUGGACCGGGCGCUGUGCCUGCGGCGCGGGGCGAGCCACGAUGAGGCGAGCGGCGAGACCGUGGCGCUGGAGCGGCGGGCGGGCGGCGGGGACGCGGCGUGCGUGCUGCAGCUGGAGUGCCGGGCGGGCGCCGAGCGGGUGGCGGCAGUCGGCGUGGUGAGCGAGGCCCGGCACAUGGAGGUGUACGUGGGCGAGGAGUACUGCGGAACCGGGCGGGGGGUGAGCGCCGGAAUCCUGCAGCCACCGGGUGAAACUGAAACUGUGACUUUAUAUGAAAAGUAUCUGAAAUUGGAAUGCCCAGCGACCUCUUGUAGGAUUAAGCUGCUCUCCAUUGGAUCAAGCAUAGAUCUAGACAGAGUGCAAACUAUAAUGGAAUCUAUGGGAUCUAAGUUGUCUCCAGGUGCUCAGCAACUCAUGGACAUGGUCCGGUAUCAGCAGAAACAGAACAGUUUACCUCUUGGAGACAAACUUAGCUGGAUAUUUGGGAAGAGCUCAGACUUUGGAAGCGAGCAUCCAGUGGAUGGAUUUCACAGUGCAGCCAUUCAGACAUCACUGCAUCAGUCAGUCAGUGAAUCUUCGUCUGUCAGAAAUCCUGCGACAAGUGAGACAGGAUGUGAAAACAUAAAUCCUGAUCUGAAAGCACAGCUUCCUGAAGGAAGGGAUACUUCUAACUCUACAGAACUUAAUACACAGCAGAGUACAGUUGACCUCAGAAAUGAUUUUAAAGCUAUGGGAUCUUUGCUUAUGCAGGAGCAAACAGACAGAAUCCAGAAUGUAGCUGCUCCACAGAUGCUUCUUCCUUUUCUUCAGAACUUAUGUAGUCAAGUUAAUCAUCUUCGGCUAAAAGAUGGUGAGAAGCAUCUUGAUAAAAAUGUGGCCACUAAAGAAGAAGGCAUUCAAACUGUUGGAGUAGAACAGCAGCCUAUUUGCUCCUAUCUGGAGAAGAUCAUCUCCAAAAGCAUGGAUCUGAUGGAGAAAAAACUGACAGACUACAUCGAUCGCCAAAUCCAGGCUCUGCAGGCGCACAUAGAUGAUAGAAUGGUUCUCUUAAUGGACUUGCUUCAGAACUCAAAGCAAAACAAAAUUUCACAAGCACACUAUGACUCUAAUGAGGGAUUCUCUAAUGGGGAGAGAUAAACAUACGUAGAUAUGGAACUCCAGUGCAAGUAUUUUUAAGGGCAGUUACACUUUACAAAGCUUCAUAUUUAUGGAGUUAUAACUGCAGAGAACCUCAGUGUUGAUGACUUGCAUUUUGUUACUGUAAUUCUCCACUGUUGUACACAGUUGUUAGUUUUAUGAAAGAUCGUAAGAAUGAGUGGUUUUCCUAAAAAAAGAAUUUUGUAUGCCUUUUGUGGCUUAUUUAUUUAAGGAGCUUUGCUGAAAGCCAUGUAAAACAUGGCUUCCCAGUGUUGAAAAAAAAUGAAGUACACUAAAUAAACUGAGUUACAGCAUA